Messenger RNA from Thunnus maccoyii (southern bluefin tuna), 4595 nucleotides. Its product is annotated as adenylate cyclase type 8-like. Gene Ontology annotation, biological process: cAMP biosynthetic process; intracellular signal transduction; adenylate cyclase-activating G protein-coupled receptor signaling pathway. The transcript is spliced from 23 exons. Gene Ontology annotation, molecular function: adenylate cyclase activity. Gene Ontology annotation, cellular component: plasma membrane. Lineage: Eukaryota; Metazoa; Chordata; Actinopteri; Scombriformes; Scombridae. The record is from RefSeq and is a predicted model, not a curated record. Bases 995 to 4543 code for a protein of 1182 amino acids.
CACACACACACACGCUGACCUGGUUGGAGGUCUGCCAAUCCCAUCAUGCAACUGAACUCACACACACCAUUAAUCUGUCCUAUUAAUGAACGGCUAUUUGUCUUUUCUGUUUCAGGGAUUCAGUUCGUUACCUGAAGCGUCUCCGCCUCCAUCUGUCUUCUUCUUCUUCUUCUUCUUCUGUUUCUUCUUCUUCUUCUUCUUCUUCUUCCACUUCUUCUUCUUCUCCGUCGUCGUGUUUGUGUUUUCAGAUAUUUUUGCCUCCUCGUUGGAUUUUGGACAAACAGACGCUGUGAGCUGCUUCUUCCUGGUUUUUGGGGUAAUUAAGAGUUUUUCUCUUCAUGGAGGUAAAUUAAACAAACGUAAAGAUUUAUGAGUGAAUGUAAAUACGUCUUGUUUCCAGAAUGCUUUAAUCUUUGGAUUUUUGCAGUUUUUCUUCAAGUUUGGUCAAACAGGUUCAAGUGAAGGCGAGAAACUGGACAGACUGAUAAAAGUGGAGAAGAGAAAUUUAACGACGGACAUAAACAAAUAUCGACAAGAGUUGAUGUUAAAAGAUACUUUAAAGUUUAAACGUGGAAGGAGAAUUUCAGGAUUUAUUAAAUUAUUCAUCUUUAGGACUUUAAAAUGAAUCCAGAGAAUGAAAAUAAGAGUUUUUAACGGAAGGAAGAAGCCUGAAGUAUGAUUUGCUGGAUUUGUGGACUUGAAAUGUGAAAUGAAAAGAUGUGAAGAAGAAAAUAAAGGAAAGACGAGACAGAGUUUAACAAGAAAUAACAAAAAGAGGAAACAAAGUAACAGGAAGAGGAAACAAUGACGGAAACGAACAAAACUUAUAAACAGGAUUAAAAAAGAGGAAAAAUCACAAAAUAAACCAGAAGUAAAAGAAAAGAAGAAGAGACAAAGAAAGGAGGAUGACUGACCGACCUUUGACCUCUGCAGCCACUUUCUUCAUCUGAACACUCAAGUCUCAGAGGAGGAGGGCGUCACCGCUCUCGUAACCAUGGACGACCAUGGUGCCGUGAUGAAGAACGGCAACUGUGAGGCGGCGCGGCAGACCAGUGACAUCACCUUCAGCACCAACAUAAACCCCACAUCUGGCCUGAGAAGGAAACAGCUGCUGUGGAAAAAUGCCGUCAGAAACAUCAUCGACCAGCACAACCUGUACUCACUGCAGCUCGCCGGCGGCAUGGAGAGGGGCCGCCACUGCAUCACCGUCACCGACGCCUACAUCGCCGACAUCAACAGGCAGAUCCGCAGUAAGGCGUCACGCGGAGCGUUUUGGCAGAAGCGUCGAUCGUCUGCGGCUCGUAUCCACCCGGCGACACCAAAGAUCACCGCGGCAAUGAAGGCCAAACACGAAUCGCUCAGUGACGCCGACUUCUUUGUGUCGUGGGGACUGACAGUUCGAGGCGUCUUCAUUCCUGCUCUGCAACACACAUUCAAGUCUCCGGACUUGGAGCAGCUGUAUCAGCAGUUCUCUUCGGGUCAGAGAAGAACCUCGCUGGUCGUCACAAACCUGAUCGACAUCCUGACCCGCCUGCUGGUCUCACUGCUAACGUGGCCGCUGGGCUGGGGGAGCGUGGCCUCUGAUUGGCUGGCUGGACUGUCGGUCCUCCUGUGGACGGGGAUCUGCGUGCUGGCGCUGACCAGGAGGGAGGUGAUGUCAUCGCCGCAGUGGCUGAGGUACCUGUCUGUGGUCAGCUGGUUGUCUCAGACGGUGCAGGUGUUGGUGGGCGCGUUCAAUCGGGGGGGGAACGAUCAAUCCUGGUACGUCUUCUUCACGCUCUUCUCCACCUACACCCUUCUGCCCCUCCCCCUGCUGUGGUCCAUCGUCGCCGGGGCAACCACCUCUAUGCUGCACCUCCUGUUGGAUGUCUGCUGUCACCACGGUGACCACACCUUUGUCAGAAAGGUGUUGGCGAAGGCGUUGCUGUACCUCAGCAUGAACACUGCAGGUCUGUUCAUCCACUACCUGUCUGACCGCACGCAGAGGCAGGCCUUCCUGGAGACCCGGCGCUGCAUCGAGGGACGAGUCCGGCUGGAGAGAGAGAACCACAGACAGGAGCGUCUGGUGAUGUCCAUCCUGCCUCGCUUCUUGGUUCUGGAGAUGAUCACUGACAUGGCCACCAUGGAUGAAUAUCUGCUGCCUCAGCAGUUCCAGAAGAUCUACAUCCACCACUACAAAGAUGUCAGCAUCUUGUUUGCAGACAUCAUCGGCUUCACCUCCCUGUCUCUGAUCCUGUCGGCUCAGGAUCUCGUUAGAACUCUAAACGAGCUGUUUGGUCGCUUUGAUAAGCUGGCUGAGGAGCAUCAGUGUUUGCGUAUUAAGAUCCUUGGUGAUUGUUAUUACUGUGUGUCGGGAGUCCCGGAGCCUCAGAGAGGCCACGCCCGCUGCUGUGUGGAGAUGGGCCUCAGUAUGAUCAGCACUAUACGGUACGUUCGUCGGGAGCUGCAACAGGAGGUCGACAUGCGGAUCGGCGUCCACUCUGGUUCGGUUCUUUGUGGCGUUUUGGGUCUUCAGAAGUGGCAGUUUGACAUCUGGAGCUGGGACGUCGACAUCGCCAACAGUCUGGAGGCUACAGGAGUGCCGGGGCGGAUUCACAUCUCGCGGGCCACUCUCGACUACCUGGGCGGGAUCUACGAGACGGAGGCGGGGCUCGGCCGGGAGCGCAGCGCGUUUCUACGGAGACACAACAUCGACACGUUCCUGAUCCGCCCGGCGCAACGGGAAGAGGCGGUGCCACCGAGGGCACGGCGCCCGAGUUACGACGAGAUGACGACGUGGAGCGCCGAGCUGCCGUUCGGUGACAUCCUGGGAAUGAACUUUAUCCUCGCCACUUUCACCAACGGCUCGCUGACACAGCUGCCCAAUCAGGCGGCGCAGCAGUCAGGGUUGCGGGAGGUCAACAAGAGGAUUCGUGAGGCCAUGGAGGUCCGGAGCAGCGAGCGAAUGAGAAAAGAGCACAUCACCACCUUCUCUCAGGUGUUCAAGGACUCCCACAUGGAGGGAAAGUUCUCACAGAUGAGAGACGAACUCUUCAAAUCCAACAUGGUUUGUUCUUUCAUCCUGCUGCUGCUGCUGAUGGCCGUCCAAGUGCUAAUCCCCGCCCCUCGGUGGUGUCCGAUGGUGGCUCAGUUCGUGGUCGGCGGCAGCGUUCACCUCCUGCUCCUGCUGCUGACUCUGGGGGAGGAGUUUAAGCGUUGCCCCGCCCCCCUGCAGUCACUCUGCUGCUGGAUUCACGAAACCAAGAAUGCCCGCACUCUGCUCACGCUCACCGCCAUCACCGUCAACUUCGGAGUCGCCUCCUCGGACAUCCUGUGGUGUGACUCGUCACAAACGCACAUCAACAGCAGUGACUCAGUGUUGGCUCCGCCCACCUCCGCCUGGCCCGACAUCAACAUCUGCACGCAUCCAGAGUACAUGGUGCUGAGCGGCGUGGUUGCCAUGGUUACCUGUGCGGUGUUCCUCAGGCUGAGCUGUGUGUUGAAGCUCGCCGCCCUGCUGCUGGCCGCCGCCCUCUACACCUACCUGAUAGAGACACACAGGUCUCAUCACUUGUGCAGGAGAGGAGUUUGUAUCGUUCUCAUGGUGAUGUUUGUGGUGGCCGUCCUCUACAACGGCCGGCAGCUGGAGGCGACGGCACGGCUGGACUUCCUGUGGCGUCUGCAGGCGAGGAAGGAGGUGGAGGACAUGAAGGAGCUGAGGGAGCACAACGAGUGUCUGCUGCUCAACAUCCUGCCCGCCCACGUCGCUCAGCACUUCCUGCAGAGAGACCGCGACAACGAGGAGUUGUACUCGCAGUCGUACGAGCGAGUCGGCGUCCUGUUCGCGUCUCUGCCGGGAUUCUCCGACUUCUACGAAGAGAAGGAGCUCGUUCAUCAACACGUGGAGUGUCUCCGCCUCCUCAACCACAUCAUCACCGACUUCGAUGAGCUGCUGGAGGAGUGUUACUUCCAGGACGUGGAGAAGAUUAAAACCAUCGGUAGUUCCUACAUGGCGGCUUCUGGUCUCUCUCCUGACAGACAGGAGUGUGAGGACGGCUGGGAUCACCUCAGUGAGUUGGUUCUGUUCGCUCUGGCGAUGCAGGAAACUCUCACACACAUCAACACACACACAGGAAACAAGUUCCAGCUCCGAGUCGGCAUCGCUCACGGCCCCGUGAUCGCCGGCGUGAUCGGCGCCACCAAACCUCAGUACGACAUCUGGGGGACGACGGUGAACAUGGCGAGCAGGAUGGAGAGCACCGGAGUCAGCGGGACCAUACAGGUCCCAGAAUCCACCAGCUGUAUCCUGGUGGAACGAGGCUUCCUACGGCAGCUCAGAGGGAACAUUUACAUCAAAGGCGUCAGUGAACGCCACGGCAAGGUUCGGACCUUUUUCGUGAGCAGUCCUGAGGAGCGAUCCAGUUUCAUGGAGCGCGGCGGUGGGCGGGGCUUAGUUCAGAGCAGGAACACUCUGGGAGCCGUCGUCUACAGUCUGGUUCACGCCCAGAAGAACGAGAAACUGAGAGAAGAGAACGGAGGCUUUCAUCUGGUGGGGGCUUCGUAGGAGGAAGAGGAAGAGGAGGAGGAGGAGGAGGAGGAGGAGGAGGAGGAGGAAG